UGGACAGAGUUGGCCUUCGGGAUAACUCAGCUCCUUCCUUUGCUACUUAUGUGCCUGCCUUUUUUGGAUGGUUUAUUGUUUACUGACCAUUUCUCCUCAACUUUCCUCCUCUUUCAAAGGUGACGGGAUUGGUGCUGUUCUCUUUCUGGAGAGAAAGACAUCCUUGGUCAUCUAAAGCAUUGCACUCUCUUCCUGAGAGAGGCAAUGGCCACAGCAGGGAACGACUCCUUCAUUGCCGAGGGAAUGACUCCGCCACAAAGGAUCCUCUUUCCCCCAGAGAAGAUUUGCAUGGUCUGGCAGCAAAGACAGAGUGCUGGAGCAGGACUCCUCAAUGUGGGCAACACAUGCUUCCUUAAUGCUGUCCUGCAAUGCCUGACAUACACCCUGCCGCUGGCCAACUAUCUGCUCUCCCGGGAGCACAGCCAGGCCUGUCGCCAACAAGGCUUCUGCAUGAUGUGCAUCAUGGAAGCGCAUGUUAACAAGGUCCUGCAUUCAGUCAGUGCCAUCCUGCCUUUGGCUGUUCUCAGGGGUUUCAGAUUCAUAGGAGAACAUUUUCAGCUUGGCAGGGAGGAAGAUGCCCAUGACUUCUUAUGCUGUACUGUCAAUGCCAUGCAGAGAGCUUGUCUGAGUGCAAGCAACGACUUGGACAUAUCAUCUCAAUCUACUACCAUUGUCCAUCAAAUAUUUGGAGGCUUUCUGAGAUCCAGAGGUAUGUUUCUACAACAGCUGCUCUCCUUGGCACUGCCUGUGCCCUUCUGUCUGCCUGUGCCCAACAGCUGGCCCUGGGACUAGCAGGACAGGUACAAUGAGCACAAAGCAGUACCAUCGUUCAGCUCACCAUUGCUCGGCAUUUUGAUUUUUCCUUCCAGUCAUCUGCUUCAGCUGCA
Messenger RNA from Pseudopipra pipra, 887 nucleotides. Its product is annotated as ubiquitin carboxyl-terminal hydrolase 42-like. Lineage: Eukaryota; Metazoa; Chordata; Aves; Passeriformes; Pipridae. Bases 205 to 792 code for a protein of 195 amino acids. The record is from RefSeq and is a predicted model, not a curated record. Gene Ontology annotation, biological process: regulation of apoptotic process; protein deubiquitination. Gene Ontology annotation, molecular function: cysteine-type deubiquitinase activity. Gene Ontology annotation, cellular component: nucleus; cytosol. The transcript is spliced from 6 exons.